Sorghum bicolor (sorghum) is the source of this 1994-nucleotide messenger RNA. RefSeq lists its product as uncharacterized. Lineage: Eukaryota; Viridiplantae; Streptophyta; Magnoliopsida; Poales; Poaceae. The record is from RefSeq and is a predicted model, not a curated record. The transcript has 3 exons. Gene Ontology annotation, molecular function: DNA-binding transcription factor activity. The coding region runs from base 159 to 1568 and encodes 469 amino acids.
GAUCAUCAAGCCAUCCUGCGCAACCUGCGCGCGACGCGCGUCUCCGCCUGUUUGGAAACCUCUGCUCUUGGGGACACGAACAAAGGACUCGGAAGAUUCCAGUGUCACAAGCCGCACUGUGCAUCCUGAUUGUGCACAUUCGUUUGGCUUCUCUUCUCAUGGAUACCGAUGAACCAAGUACUCCAGAUAUGUCAUCCAGAAGGCCUCAUAAGCACUUGUGUAAAAUAUGCAACAAGAAAUUCCUUUCAGGGAAAGCUCUUGGAGGCCACAUGUCGUGCCACCGGCAUGCUGGCAAGCAGCCAAAGAGCACACCUAGCCCUCCUGCCAUUGUCAUCGAUCUGCCUGUGUUGCUGCUGGGUCCUGGUGAUGAGAAGCCUUCACCGUCAUCUUUGGAAUCUCAAUGCCUGCACUGCUCAAAGAUGUUCUCUUCCUGCCAAUCUCCAAGGGGAAACAUGGGGAUGCACAGUGAGAGGAAGGUGAUGGCCAAGCCUGAGGAAGAACCUGGACCAGCUGGGUUGAUGGAAGCUUGGGCCAAUGCUAAUGGUGAUCACGAGCACAAUGUGAUGCUAUUUUCUCCAGUGAAGCGUAAGCGGUCAAAGAGGGGGAUGCCAGUCCCCAAUUUAGAGAUGAACGCUGCAGCUGCUCUCUUGAUGCUUUCAGAGCAUUGUGACAAGACUUCUGCUUAUGAGGAUUGCUGUGGGAGAGAUAAGGAUGACAACAUUUCAACACCCAUCGUGUUGAAGGAGGUAAAUCUGAAUGCUCUUCAGCAGCUGGAUCAAUCUGAUGAGUCCAGAAACAGUGCAAGGCUGAAAUCUGACAAGAAUCCAGCUUAUGAGGGUUUCUAUGAACACUGUGAGAAGGAAAACAGUUUGAAUUUGGUCGCUGAUGCUCCCAAGAAGGAAGUGUUGCUGGAUCUGUUUGAUUAUGAGAUGGAUAUAGAAGCUGAGUUCAUGAAGCCAGGGGCUGACAUUUCAGUCGAGGAAUUGAAGUCCAGUUUGAAUUUGGUUGCUGAUGCUCCUAAGAAGGAAGUGCUGUUGAAUGUGUUUGAUCAUGGGAUGGAUGUAGAUGCUGAGUUCAUGAAGCCAGGGGCUGACAUUUCAAUUGAGUUGAAGUCCAGUGACCUUUCACCUGCAAUGAACAUGAAGAGGCACCAGUGCAAGGUCUGUGGAAAGUCAUUGAGGUCAGGACAGGCAUUGGGAGGCCACAUGACAUUACACUUACACUCUGAGAAGAAGAAAAAGUUGAAUUCAGUUGCAGAUGUUCCAAAGGAGAUUCUUCUAAGUGCAUCUGAUCAUGAGGUUGAUGCAGAUAUAGAGUUCACGAUGCCAGGGGCUGCAAUUUCAGUGGAGUUGGAAUCAAGUGACAUUUCAGCUGCAGUGAACGUCAAAAAACACCAGUGCAAGGUCUGUGGAAAGUUACUAGGGUCAGGGCGUGCUUUAGGAGGACACAUGAGGUUACACUAUGUUCAGAAGUGCAAUCUCCACCAAGAGAUUGCUGAUUGUCCUGAUUCUGUUAUGAUGGAAGAGCAAAUGCAAAAGCUUGAAUUGGACUCAGCCUUCACAUGGUAGAAAAUCUGAUUCUGAGCCAUAGUGUGUGCUGACUGCUGAGCAGCCUUCAGCAGGCUGUGUGGGCCUGUGGCCAAAGCUGGUUCCACAUGUUGUCCAUAUUCAGUUACCGAUAGGUUCAUUAGUAGUUAGGAAAUCAAAGAAUUCCAUCUGCUGUAGAUAGUAGAGAUUUUGAUACUGAUACUUUCUUCUCUUGAUCAACAAAAUUUUGCUGGAUAGGAAGGCAAGGAUCUUAAGUCACUGCCUGGUUGCGAAACAGUAUAGCAGGUAAUGCGUGGUAGUAUGCAAUGUAAUGCAAUGCAAUGCAUGAGCUUGUGAUAGGUCUGAAGCUCCCUGACAGUUGUCCUUGGCUGUACAUUGAUAUUCUUCUGUACAUACCUACACAGAGCAUAUUCUUGUCUUGAUGAGAUAAUAUUUCAAUAAAGAGAU